CUCCGCUGCAGCUCCACGGCUCGGCUCGCUGUCAGCUGCGGAUCAGACCGACUCCACUAUCAUAUCCAGCGAUCAUUCCUGCCUCCAUGCGCGGUCUGUAUUUCAGAAACGCUAAAGGAUUUACUUCCCUCUGUUUAUGAAUUGCGGCUGAUAAAGACGCGUAGGCUGGUGUGGAGUUUUGUAACAAAAGGAUUCCUGUGUGCACUGGAAUACAUCAGCCGAAAAUGAGGAACUGUUGAGCACCUUCAGGUCACUUUGGAGCCAUACUGUGCGUGGAUGCCUCCAACCCUCGCUGGAUGAUUCCAUCUUCGUGAUGAAAGGCUUAUCCGGCAGCCGCAGCCACCACCACGUGGUGACAUGUGACCCCUCUUUUGACUCCAUGGGUCACCACUUGGACCACAAGCCCUACCUCAUCAGCCAGAUCGACAACCCCCACCCGGUCGACCACUCUUACUACUCCCAGAGAAGCCCCUACCAGCCCGACUGUGUGGUGCCUUACGGGACCUUCCCCCGCCGACACUACAGCUCUCAGCAUGAGCUGAAGGAUGAGACCGCUGUGGUUCCCUACACUGGGGGAGGGGUUCCAGCCAACAAGGGUCAACAGCGUCUCCCUGUCGCCCUGUUGGAUCAGUUUGACCGGCAGCUCCCAGUGCCUCGGGAUGGCUAUCACACACUGCAGUACAAGCGUGCCGCUGCUGCCUUGGAGCAACGGAGCGACAGCCCUGGCCGAAUCCGGCACCUGGUACACUCUGUUCAGAAGCUUUUCACAAAGUCCCACUCACUAGAGGGCCCGCACCAUGGUCACGGCCAUGGCAAGGGCAGCAUCAAUGGAGGCAAGGCCAGCCCCGACGGAGAACCCCCUGCUAUUCGGCACCGCAAGCGCAGCAAGAGCCGGGAGCGCUGCAAGUCGGCUGAACCCAAGAACAGGACGCCACCUUCUGGCUAUUGGAGCUCGGAUGAAUUGGAACGCGAGGCCUGCCUGUUUCACCAUGGACCACCGGGCGUCAUGACCAUGGGCCGUCACCCGGAUAAGUCGCAGUCGCAGUACUUCUUGGAAGCCUACAACACCAUCAAUGACCAGGCGCUUAAAAACUCCCGCAGCAGCAAUGAUUUGGGCAAGUGCACGACGUGCACAAGCAUCCCGCUGAGCGUGGACGCUUCACAGCUCGUGAAGAAGAGCUCGUGGUCGUCCUCUCUCACGGUGAGCAGAGCACGUCAAGUCUACCAGAAGCCCUCUGUAAAUGUAGAUAAGGCUCUAGUGAAAGCAGAGGCUUGUCAGCAGGAGCGCUCAUGCCAAUUCUUGCAGGUUCCUCAAGAUGAGUGGGGAGGCUUUCCACUGGGGAAAGAUGAGGAUAUCCCAUGCAGACGCAUGCGCAGCGGGAGUUACGUGAAAGCCAUGGCGGAGGAAGAUAGCGGAGAUUCGGACGGCAGCCCUAAACCCUCGCCCAAGAUGCAGGCGCGACGGGCCAGCUACCUCAAAGCCACCCAGCCAUCGCUCACAGAGAUGACCACUCUAAAUAUCUCUACAGAACACUCUCCAAAGCUGCAGAUCCGGAGCCACAGCUACUUGCGGGCGGUGAGUGAAGUUUCCAUCAAUAGGAGCAUGGACACCCUGGACCCCAAAGCUCUGCUAGCCUCUCCCCAAUACCGCUCACGCAACGAGAGCUACAUGAGGGCUAUGAGCACCAUCAGCCAGGUGAGUGAGGUUGAGGUUAACGGGCAGAUUGAGGCAGUGUGUGAGAGUAUGUUCAGUGAAAUGGAGUCACAGGCAGUGGACGCCCUGGACCUGCCCAUGCCCGGGUGCUUCCGCAUGAGGAGUCACAGUUACGUGCGUGCCAUCGACCAGGGCUGCUCGCAGGACGAUGACGGGCCUUUGCUACCGGCCUCCCCCCCAAGGACCACCACUACUGUCAGAACCAUCCAGAGCAGCACGGUCUCAUCAUGCAUCACCACCUACAAGAAGACUCCCCCGCCGGUACCUCCUCGAACCUCAACCAAGCCCUUCAUCUCCAUCACGGCCCAGAGCAGCACUGAGUCUGCGCAGGACGCUUACAUGGAUGGUCCCGGGACAGGAAGCGAGCCCGUCCUCCACUCUGGCCUGAGCAAUUCCACCGAGAGUAUUGACAGCAUGAAAGCGCUAACGGCAGCCAUCGAGGCGGCCAAUGCUCAGAUCCACGGCCCUGCCAGUCAACACGUCAGUAACAGCACCAUCACCAUCAGCACUACCCCUCCCUCUCCACUGCCCAUGCAUGUGCCCGUCCCCAUACCCAUACCCGCCCUGGAAGACGUCCGCAGGGAUGUGCUCAGGAAGAGCAGGUGCCUUUCUAUUGGCAUCCAGGUGGAUGGGCCUGAGGACCAGGAACUGGAGGACCAGUCCAAGUUUCAGUCAGUGGGGAUUCAGGUUGAAGAAGAGCACGGUCACCGGCGGUUCAAGCGUUCAAACAGCGUGACGGCAGCGGUACAGGCUGAUCUGGACACUCCGGACUACACACCAGCGGACUCUCCUGUCAUAGAUUUCCCCUCCUCGGGCUGCUUGUCCCGGCAGUACUCACGUGAUGCCGCCACCUCCACCGUCAGCAUCCAGGGCUCAGGGAAUCACUACCACGCCUGCACCUCAGAUGAGUAUGAGGACGUUGGCUUUGAUCCCUCCAUCCUGCCUCCACCUGACCCUUGGAUCGAUAGCGUAACGGAAGAUCCCUUGGAAGCCGUGGGCCACUCGGUGUGUCAGCGUGACGGCCGCUGGUUCCUGAAGCUGCUGCAGGCGGAGACUGAACGUAUGGAGGGCUGGUGCAGGCAGAUGGAGAACGAUGAGAAGGAGAACAAGCUGCCUGAUGAAAUCCUGGGGAAGAUCCGCAGUGCAGUGGGAAGCGCACAGCUGCUCAUUUCCCAGAAGUUUCAGCAGUUCAGGGAAUUGUGUGAGGAAAAUCUGAACCCAAACGCUCACCCACGGCCAGUGGCUCAAGAUCUGGCAGGGUUCUGGGACAUGCUUCAACUUUCCAUUGAGAAUAUCAGCUUAAAGUUCGAUGAGCUUCACCAGCUCAAAGCCAACAACUGGAGACCCCUCGACCCCCCCGAGAGAAAGGAGAGAAGGCUGCCUCCCCCAGUGCCAAAGAAACCCCCGAAAGGCCACCCUCCCCUGGCCAGAGAUCGCUCGCUGGAAAGCACCGAGAAGCAGCGUCAGGAGGCGCGCAAGCGUUUGAUGGCGGCCAAACGAGCUGCUUCCGUACGACAGAACUCGGCCACAGAGAGUGCAGACAGCAUCGAGAUCUAUAUUCCUGAGGCCCAGACCAGAUUAUGAAACUGCCAAACGCCAAAACGCACUCACACAAGAACGCCCAAGUGCAGAAACCCGCCGCGAGCACAACACAUCACACAGGUCUAUAUUUGCCUAAUACUAAGAUCAGUGUAUAUUAGGAGCGACAUACACCAGCACCGUGAUAGCACAGUAGUAGUAAUUUGACCUUUUAUUAAUAAAACAAAUGACUUCCAAGACCAUAGAUCAUAUUUCUAUGACCCUUAUGACUUCAGGACAAAUGACUUUUAAUUUUACACAAAUGAAAACGAGGUUGUUGUUUUUUUGGCAAAACUAUUUCAGGGACGUCCUGUGGUGAAAAUGAUUGAGGGACCUUCGCUUUGUACUUCUUCAGUAUGAAUAUUCAGAAUUAUUUUUUUUUUUUUUUUUUUUUGAGAAGCAGCACUGCAUAAAAUAUGAAGAACUGGUUUUUCAUAUUGAAGUAUGUUAGAAGAAGCUGCUUUUGUUUGAUCAAAAAUACAAUUAAAACAGUAAUCAAUUGAAAUAUAAUUACUGUUUAAAAUAACUGGUUUCUAAUUUAAUAUAUUUUAAAAUGCAUUUAUUUCUGUGAUGGCAGCACUGGGAAUUUUCAUCAGUCAUAUUACUCAGUGUCACAUGAUCCUUCAGAAAUCAUUCUAAUAUGCAGAUUUUCUGUCCAAGAAAAAUUCUUAUUAUUAUCAAUGUUGAAAACUGUUUUUUUGAAGAUUUCUUAGACAAAUCGAAACUUUGGAUCAAUUUAAGGCAUCCUUGCUGAAUAAAAAUAUUAAUUUCCUUCAGAAAAAAAUUGUUAACACUUAAAAUCUGGUGAAAAAAUGAAAGAAUAUGCCAGUGCUUUUACACAAAGUCUACUAGUAUUAAAGAUACUUUGUCUUAUGCAGUCUUGCUUCUCAAUUUAUCUUGUUUCAAAGAUUUCUAUAUAGCUUUACUAAAAAAAUAUGACAAAACUGCUCAUCUCAUAGAAAAUAUGACUCUGCUGGAUAUACAUCAGAACUGUCCCUCACAGACUCGCUUUUAUUUGUGUGAAAUUAAAUAUUUCUGCCCUGAACAAAAUCUAUUACUAGUUCAUUCACACGCACACUAUUUGGAGCUCAGCCACUUUAUAUAUACUCUUUUUCAUUUUUAUGCAUGUGUGGUUACAUACAGUUUGUUUGUAGACACAUAAUAGACAUGGUUACACAUGCACACGUGCAUUACAACCUCUCUCAUUCACCGUGUAGAUAAAUAUGAGCAUAUACACACGUAUAUACUUUAUCAUUUAACAGUUCUACACAGACUUAUCACAAAUAAUAAACAUAAGCGUGGAGCAGGCUGGGUGUUUGUAAUAUAAUCUGUCUGUACCUUUUUCCUUAAGAGUUGAAGGAAUGUUAUACCAGGUUUAAUGUUUUACUUCUCCAGUUGUUCCAUUUGUCUUUCUCUUUCACACACUGUCUUAAUCUGAUGAUCUAAAGAGAUGUGAUCAUAGUGAAUUAUGUUCCUAGCCAUGUGAAGUAGGUAAACCCUCUCUCUCAGUCCCUCUAGGAAAUACUAUAUCCUGUUGUCUUUUAGCAUUUCUGUUUUCUCAGAAGAGCAGAAGAACUGCUAGCACUUCUAUCCCUGCCAUUUUUUUUUCAUACAAUUGGAAAAUGAUGACCACAUAACAGGGUAUUUUAAGCUAAAAGCAAUACUCAUAAAAAAAAUCUAAUAUUACUACAUUAUUCUGAUGUAGAGAUUCUGUAAAACUGAUUCAUUGCUAAAGAAAAGAUGCCUUCACUAUUCUUUUUU
Carassius auratus (goldfish) is the source of this 5053-nucleotide messenger RNA. It is a transcript of the gene dlgap1a, whose product is annotated as discs, large (Drosophila) homolog-associated protein 1a. NCBI's taxonomy places the organism in Eukaryota, Metazoa, Chordata, Actinopteri, Cypriniformes, Cyprinidae. Gene Ontology annotation, biological process: signaling. Bases 314 to 3298 code for a protein of 994 amino acids. Gene Ontology annotation, molecular function: molecular adaptor activity. The transcript has 12 exons. Gene Ontology annotation, cellular component: glutamatergic synapse; postsynaptic specialization. The record is from RefSeq and is a predicted model, not a curated record.